AUGCCAUUAAGAGCAAAGAUAUUAAACCAAGGAGUUGCAGGACGAGCACAAAUGUCCACAAGUCCUAUUAGCGCAGUCCCUAAGGAGCUAGAUACGGACGAACCCCGCGAUGUCCUCUUCAACAAUUUAUAUGGUCUACGGACCGUCGAGCUUAACCGACCUGAUAAGCUUAAUGCCCUCAACGCCUCAAUGAUCCGAAAGAUAUUCCCCCGACUAGUCGAGUGGGAAAAGUCGGAUAUGGCAAAUGUAAUUGUUGUGAAGGGUGCUGGCGAAAAGGCGUUUUGUGCGGGGGGCGAUGUGACAGCAUUGGCAAUACAGAACAGAGAAGGACCAGAAGGCCAACGCAAAUCAAUGGACUACUUUGCUCUGGAAUAUCAAUUGGACCACUAUAUCGCAACCUACCAAAAACCAUAUGUCGCAUUUAUGGACGGUAUUACUAUGGGUGGUGGUGUAGGACUUAGCAUUCACGCCCCAUUCCGAAUUGCGACCGAGAGGACCGUAUUCGCCAUGCCGGAAACCACGAUAGGAUUUUUCCCUGACGUUGGUGCUUCAUUCUUCCUGCCAAGAAUGGCGGGGUCUGUGGGCACAUACUUGGCCCUUACAAGCGAUCGAUUAACAGGGGCAAAUGUGUUCUAUUCUGGGGUUGCGACGCACUACUUACACUCGACGAGUUUGCCGGGCUUGGAGUCGCGGUUGGCUGAAUUGCGUUUUAGUGAUCUUGCCGACAUACAUGAACGUCUGUCGAUUAUCGAGAUGACCAUCGAGGAAUAUGCGACGGGUUUACCGCAUGGAGACCCAAUCCUACUGGGAGGCGAACUUCGGAAAGCUAUUGAUCGAUGUUUCCGCCACAAUAAGGUCGAGGACAUAAUAGCCUCCCUCAAGAAAGAAGAAGGUUCCACGAAAGAAUGGGCUGAGAAGACGCUAAACACUCUACAUCAGCGAUCGCCAACAUCUGUUCACGUGGCCCUUAGGCAGAUGCGGGUAGGGCGCGAAUGGUCUAUUGCCGAGACAUUUGAUAGGGAAUACCAAAUCGCGUCCAAAUUCAUGGCUCAUCCUGAUUUUACAGAGGGGGUUACAUCACUACUAAUUUCAAAAGAUAAACCGAAACCGAAACCGAAGUGGCAGCCCGCUAGCUUAGAGGAUAUUCAACCAGGUAGCAACGUUGCCGAAUCGUUCUUCCCGCUGUCUGGCUCGCCUCCAAAGUUGAAAUUGGUGACCGAUAGGGAUUUCAACGAAUACCCUUACGAGACGUUUGGUGUACCUACAGAGGCAGAGGUCAAAGCUCUUGUGGACGAGGGCCGGUACAAGCGUCGUGAAAUCCUUGAGGCAUUAGUGCAGAGACGGAGGGGUCGACAAGGCAUUAGCAAGAUUGUGGGUGAGAUCCUAGCUAGGAAGACCGCCAUCAACGAAGAUGGCUUGGCGGAAUGGAUAUAUGAAUAA
This is a messenger RNA of Hypoxylon trugodes, 1440 nucleotides long. Its product is annotated as ClpP/crotonase. The coding region runs from base 1 to 1440 and encodes 479 amino acids. The record is from RefSeq and is a predicted model, not a curated record. The transcript is spliced from 2 exons. Lineage: Eukaryota; Fungi; Ascomycota; Sordariomycetes; Xylariales; Hypoxylaceae. Gene Ontology annotation, cellular component: mitochondrion. Gene Ontology annotation, molecular function: 3-hydroxyisobutyryl-CoA hydrolase activity. Gene Ontology annotation, biological process: L-valine catabolic process.